This is a messenger RNA of Magallana angulata, 2944 nucleotides long. Its product is annotated as cytidine deaminase-like. The transcript is spliced from 6 exons. The coding region runs from base 217 to 654 and encodes 145 amino acids. Gene Ontology annotation, molecular function: zinc ion binding; cytidine deaminase activity. Gene Ontology annotation, cellular component: cytosol. The record is from RefSeq and is a predicted model, not a curated record. NCBI's taxonomy places the organism in Eukaryota, Metazoa, Mollusca, Bivalvia, Ostreida, Ostreidae.
AUACUGUUUUCUCUCUAAAUACUGUUCUGCCUGUUCUUCCAAAAGUUUAAUCUGUUCAAAGAACCUAGAUCUGCCUCUGUAUGGAUUCCCAGGAGCCACGUGCACUGGAACAUUGAAAGCUGAUUGGCCAAUGAAUGCAUUGGAUAUGUGGACAAACAUUACAUUCAGUUGUUGAACGUGAGCAGGAGCAGUUUGCGAUAUACGCAUCGGAAAAGAAUGACAGACAUAAAUGAUUCUGAAAUUCUGAACGCCAUAAAGGCCAGUCAUGAAAUGAAGAACAAGUCCUACUGUCCUUACAGUAAAUUUAGAGUCGGUGCAGCUCUACUCUGUGAAGAUGGAACAAUUAUUACAGGUUGCAAUGUAGAAAAUGCUUCAUAUGGCUUGACAAUCUGUGCAGAAAGGACCGCCCUCGUAAAGGCUGUAUCAGAGGGUCACAAACGCUUCAAGGCCAUUGCCAUAUCAAGUGAUCUGAAGUCCUCUUUCAUUGUACCAUGUGGGGCAUGUAGGCAGUUUUUGUUAGAAUUUGGUAAAGAUUGGGAUGUAUAUAUGACAAAACCUGACAACACCUACAAAAUUAUGAAGACCGGGGAGUUGCUCCCCCUUGGUUUUGUUCCUGAAGCAUUGGAAGAAGAGAGAAUAAGUCAGAUGGCCUGAUAUAUUUUAAGUUUGUUCUGCUUGAGUUAGUACAACAUUAUCCUAUUUUGUUAUACUACUUUUGUUAGCUGCCAAAGCCAGUAUUUAAGUCAAGAAACAAUUUUAUUAUAGUAACUGUGGGAAUAAAGUUAGUUUUUUAGAGCUUAGUUAACUGAAAUGAAUUUACUUGAGUAUGAAUAGGUUCAUUAAGGUAAAAUGUGGGUUUAAAUUGGAGAACUAAAAAUAUCAUGUUUCAUAUCAAUCUUCUUUUGGCACUAAAAUAGUCCUAAUCCUGUGGUUGUGAUCUUUGCUUACUGGCAAUUACACUUGCGAAAAUUUCCAAAUUUGCAGUUUUUAGCAAAACAUUAACUUUGUAUAUACAUUUAUGUAAGCUUAUAAUUAUUCUAUGUACCGGUAUGCAAAAUAUUACUGAAAAAUGAUUUUUUUCCCCUAAAUUGUAAAUUUUUAUUUUAUUGAAGCUCAAUUUAAAGGAAAAUGUUAAUUAGGUACUUGAAUAUAUACUUGAGGCAUUAUAUUCCACCGUCCAGUCAAUAUUUACUGUCCUAUCUAUUGUAUACAGUAAAACACGCUUAUAAUGAAGUGCUAGGGAUGGGCAAUUUUACCUUUUCAUAAGCGUUAUUCUUUAUAUCCGUCAAGUUUACAACAUGUAAUCAAGUCACAGGGAAUGAAAAUUACUUCGCAGUACGGGUCAAUUCAUAAUCUUACUACUAUACUUAUUAUAAACUGAUUUAUCUUUUGUUGCAUGUAUAUACCAAAACUAUUACAACUGAUUUACAUCUAUGAUCAGGCCUAGAUAUAACACAUAGUUUUUCUUUCCUAUUCCAAAUGUCAAAAAGAAAAUCAAUAGAGAGGUAAAAUAUUUAUUUCUACCAGUAAUUACCGCAUUAUUUAUUUGUUAAUUAUCUUUAAUCUAGCAUGACCAGUCAGAUUGUUGAAACAUAUCUCAAAUCAACUUUAUUAAACUGAAAACACCUAUAUAUCAAAUGUUUUUUCCUGGUAAUGUAAGCUCAUUCUUUAUCAUGGAAUACACCUUCAUUGAUUAUUCCAAGAAAAAAAAUAUCAACAAGAUAUGUAUAGGUUCUUAGAAAAUUUACUUCAGCCACGCAGACAGGUAACUGCAGGAAAUACAACUAUUUAUUUAUUUUGGCCCUAGGAAUUUAAUGUUUAACUUGCCAAUAUAAUAUACAAUGUAUCAAGCAUUUGUUGUAUACCUUAAAACUAAACUUGUAUGUAUGUAGAAUUUCUUAAGAUUGUUUAUGCAAUAUAGAGAAACAAGUCUUGUUCUGCAUUCCUGUGAAUCUUGUGUCUCUUUUGAUGACCCUAUAUUGUUUAUAGUUUUAAAUUUUUUGAAAUUCCUUUUUAUAAAGUUUUUUUCUAUUCUUUUUAUUCUAUGUUUUAAUGUUUAGAAUAUACAAUUUAGCACCAUAAGUAAAUAUUAUACUUGUGUUUCUUUAAAUUUGAUUGAAUUUACAAAAGCGUUCUAGUGUACUUUUUAUGAGAACCUUGAAUUUAAGGCACACUGCAGUAAAAGAUAUAUACCUGUAUGCUUUUAAGAAUUUUAAGAUGAUAAGAAAAAAUCAAUUUGAAUUUUUUAGGUUGGUUUAAUUUAUGACACAAGGGCAUUUUUUCAGAACGUAAUCUCUUUUCAUAGAAAUGUGUUCAAUUGAGUAUUUGGACUGCCUUUUGUGUGACACACUAGUCAAAACUUAGAUACACAUAAUGCAUGUAGAUAACCAUAUAUACUGUGGUACAUGCAUGUACAUGUAUAUAUACAUGUAUGAUGCAAUAGGUAGCCAAGCUAGGACGUUUUUAAAAUUGUUUUUUUCCCUACAAAACACUUUGAAAGCUUUAUGUAUCUAAUUUUGAUAAGACUGUAAUGAAAGAUCAUAUUACAUGUACUUUGGUUUUAAUAUUGUCACAGUGAGUUUGUAAAUGCAUGGUUCUCUUAAUUAAUCUUUAUAUUCUAAUUUAAUGCAAUUUUUAUUGUACAAUGCAGAGUAUACUUAAUUUCUGUUUAAUGCCAAAUGAAACCAUGCAGUAUGAAUUUAUAAAAGUUACUACUUAAUGCAUUAUUUUGUAUUUUUUGUUAUAUUGUUCUAUUUAUGAGGAAAACUGGUAUUCAUGGAGGUGCUAAAGCUGUUAGUUUUUUUUUUCCAUUGCUGGAAACAUUUUAAAUUUCACUUUCUAUUUGAUUUGAAAAUAGUAUGUCAUUAUAGCCUUGUUCUGAUUUUAUUAGUGGCUAUGUGAACAUUAUUUGGUCUUCAAGAGAAAUAAAGGAGAAAAUACUAAG